GAGAAAGAUAUUUGAGAUAUUGAUAUUUGGACCCUGAUUGGUUAACUCAAGGACAUUGAUGUAAUAACCUUUUAAGGAGGUAGUUUAGUUUUAGCAAAUAUUUCUGGAACUAGAUGUUAUCACAUAUUAAAAAUGUCAGGAAGCACAUCACAGGCACAGUGUAUAAGAGACUCAUUAGAUAGUUUCUUUCGAGGCAUAUUAUCUGCCAGGUUAGAUGAUCAAAAAGUCCUGUCAAACUCAAUACCACUUAUAGGAAAACUAGUGUAUGGUGAUACAAAAAUCACUUAUAAUGAAGCUCUCUACUUAUUUUGUCGACUCGAACGCGAUUAUUCAUCUCUCAACAUAUUUUCUAAUAAAUCUCUAUUCUCACGAAAAGAGGUAUACAUUCUGUUAUAUUGUGAUGUAUAACAGGAUUGUUUAGCAUCAUAUAACUCAUUACGUGCUGGAUUUAAUACUGCGUGCAACAAUUCCACCUUGUCGAAUAAUGAGCUCAAUUUUUGUGUAUAUAUGCAGACGUUCACCGCUUCCAGAGUACAGCUAAUAUCAUUAUAUCGAAAGAUUACAGAAAACCCUUUAUUAAUCAUUACAAGUUGUUCUUCACUAAUCAGUUCGCUCAAAGAUAUAUUAAAUCAACUUUCAGUUACGGAAAAUGAACUAACCAAAGUGUUUGUUCAUGUGUCACAACCAAUCAAAUUAGAAGUAAUUGUACUAUGUGAAUUAUUUAAAGCCCAAAUUGCAAUAUCAGAUCUCAUGUUUCUAGAAUCUUUGCUUAGCUUAAAUCGAGCAAAGGAUCAUAUAGAUAAACUUCGCAAACUCUUCUACUCCAAAGGUAUUGCCUCAUCGAGUAAACAGUUACCACUUGUAGCAUGGCUUGAAUGCUUUUACACUCAUUUACUUAGCAAAUAUACCUUAUAUUGGUUUGAAAUCUUGGUUCGUUCUGCAUCCAAUGUUCAUGAGAUUGAAGAGACAGCGAAUUCAGAAAAUCUUAAUCUGGUUGCUAAUAUUACAAAAUUUCAACGAGAAUCUAAUGCACUGAAUAUCUCAUUGUUAUUCGAUACAACUUGUCAGUCAUUUCCAUUUCUUGGACAUGGUUAUGUUUUAAGAGGUUCUGUUGGUGAUGCACCAAAAGGAAUUGAAAGUAUACCACCAAUUUUCAAUGCUCCAUUGGGUAGUUCAUUGUCUCCAGUUGAUAUUUAUACAAUUGUUAUGCAAAUCAACAGUACUCUUCAUCUUAGUGGUGAUGAUGAUAAAAUGGAUAUUAGCGAAGUUUUAAAACAACCACGUUAUGUAUAUGAUGAGAAAUUGAAUCAUACAUAUUAUAUCAAAAAAUUAGAAUGUCGUGUAUUUUUAGCUUUGGUGUAUGAAGGAUUAAAAUCACAUAAAGAUAAAUUAAUCAAUGAAUUUAUAUCAAUGCUUACAGAUACAAUUUGUUUACAUAAAGUGGUCAACCUAUUGAAACAACACCGACAACAAUUCUCUUCAUCAUCACCAUCUACUGAUCGAAGAAGUUUACGGUCGUUGUUUUUCCACUGAAUCCGACUAUUAUUUCUUUUCUAAUCGAUUUCUUAGCAUUCAAGCUGGAUGAUUUCUCAUUGUACAGAUAAAUAAUUUCCCAGUGUGAUAUUUUUUGAAAAAAAAGGAGAAUAUGUUAAAAUAAUCAUAUAUCAGUCGUAGUCUCUUUUUUACUCAUUAUUACUUUGGAGUGGAGUGACUAAUCAACUCUUUUUUUAGAAACUAGCAACAGUGGAAAAUUGUGCUUUACAGUACUUCGCUUUUUUUUGUAAAGGAAUACAUAAAUCAAAUUUAAUUGGUGCUGUUGUAAUUAGUGUUUGAUUAAUAUAUUCACAGUAUUGGAACAUGUUUUUGAUUAAACAGUUAACAUUCUGAACGAGUAGUUGAAUAGUAUUAUGCUUACUGCGAGACGUGGAAUUGUUUGAUACUAUCUCGUAUAGCAGUCAUAAACUGGGACAUACCACGUUAGCACAGAGAUGCAGUUGUCAAUUCAAAUCCCAUAGUAGCAGAGAUUCGCAGUAAUGGAGAAGGUGAGGAUUCGAAGAUAUUAUUCAAGUGUAAUUCGGCGGAAUAAGUUCAAAAAGGGAAAGACAUAGGUGAUGCGGAAUUCAGAAUUUGAGAAAACAAAGAAUGGAUGCACCUGCGCCAUUCCAAACGAUUUUGAGCCAUGUCGUUCGAGGUCUCUAACCAUCUUCUCGCGGACCCCAACCAAGUAGUCUACACCUAACAUGGCUUACUCCACUUGUGACUUCAUGGAUUUAUGCCAUUUUUUGGUAUGGUCAUCUGUUAGUGGGACAUAGAUGCAUUUAAAGCAUGAUUACGUCACUACGCGCUGAUUGGCUAACUUCCUAUCCAAUCAGCGCCUGAUCGAAGCUUGGAGAACAGGAUAGAAAAUUCUCGUAUUAUUAGCUGCAUGCUGAUUGGUCAAAUCCAGUCCAGUCGAUCACGUGAAUUUCCUUCCAGAAGUUUUCUCAUGUAAAGGCUAUAAAUAGACUAGCAUUGUAUUUUUCUUCGCCUUCUAGCCUUCUUAGCCUUCUUCGCUUUCAAGCCUUUUUGCCUUGGCUUUCGCCAUCACCUCCAGCUUCUUUUCCUUGCUAUUUUGGAAUACAAUCCUUCCUGUUCAACCGUGUUCUGAUUUGUGUUACUUGUCCAGUGUCUGGUGUCAAGAAUACUAAGCAAUAAGAUUUAGCCGGGAAAUAUCGUAAGCAAACGCGUUACAACAGUGGCGACGGAGAAAAAGGAAAAAAAUUUCAAGAUGCCUAUUUCAGAUGAUCAGCUUAACCGUAUACUACAACAACAGCAAGCACAAUUAGAUGCACAAAUGCGGUUGUUGGAGAUCCUAACUCAACAGCUCAACAUCCAGUGUUCGAGUCCACAUACUGUUUCAAAUACGUCUUGUGAAGCAGUGGCAAACAG
Messenger RNA from Schistosoma turkestanicum, 2928 nucleotides. Lineage: Eukaryota; Metazoa; Platyhelminthes; Trematoda; Strigeidida; Schistosomatidae. The record is from the annotation of a GenBank genome assembly.